Messenger RNA from Myxocyprinus asiaticus (Chinese sucker), 5563 nucleotides. RefSeq names its product anoctamin 5b (gene ano5b). Lineage: Eukaryota; Metazoa; Chordata; Actinopteri; Cypriniformes; Catostomidae. The coding region runs from base 189 to 2927 and encodes 912 amino acids. Gene Ontology annotation, molecular function: chloride channel activity; protein dimerization activity. The record is from RefSeq and is a predicted model, not a curated record. Gene Ontology annotation, biological process: chloride transmembrane transport. Gene Ontology annotation, cellular component: plasma membrane. The transcript has 19 exons.
CUCUAGGAAUUGAUGUUAUGGAGAAGAAAGCCAGCACAAUCACUACAUUCUCCUUACAAACAUACCGUAAAGAUUGAAAGCCGAAAUCUCAUUCGACAGGUCAGUCAGACCAAAAGGGGAGAUUGACCGAUCCGCUCUCGCGACUGACAUUGAUUUUUAUUGUCUCGUGGAGAAAAAUCUAAUUUAAGAUGAAGCGAAUAACGGGAAAGACGAAAGAAGCCACUCUGAUCGAAAUGUCUAACGCGUUGGAUUCUCAAGUCGAAGAUAAUAAUGGCAGCAUUAACUCCAUCUCUGAACGAGAAACACAGCUGCCCGGUCACCGGGAGAUUGACAAGUUUGGGCAAAACCGGGACUCUGUGUACUUCAGGGAUGGUGUACGUCGCAUCGAUUUCGUCCUGUCUUAUGGUGACGACAAGGAUGGGGACAAGAAAGCGGAGAGAAGAAAAGAAUUCGAAGCCAACCUGGAGAAGGCUGGUCUUGAGCUGGAGACUGAAGAUAAAUCAGAGUCUGAUGAUCGUAAGACAUAUUAUCUGAAGAUCCACGCUCCAUGGGAAGUGUUGGCCACCUAUGCUGAUGUGCUAAAGAUCAAAGUGCCCUUUAAAGAAAGUGACAUUCCCAAAGCACGAGACGUUCCGUUGGAGUGGCUUACACAUCCUUUCCAACUACCGGAACACAUCAUGAGGCCAGAGCCGGAUUACUUCACCGCACCCUUCGAUAAGAGCAAGGCUGACUUCUUCCUCAUUGAUGAUAAGGAUACAUUUUUCCCUCCCUCCACCCGCAACAGGAUUGUGUACUACAUCCUCACCCGCUGCCCUUACUACAAGGAAGACCAUAAGGAGAAAGAUAAGACGGGAAUUAAACGAUUGCUAAGCAACGGCACUUACACCUCAGCCUAUCCGCUCCAUGACUGUCAGUAUUGGAAGAAGGCGCAGGACAUGCAGUGUGAGAGUGAGCGGUUCCACCUGUAUAAAAACUGGGCUCGAUUCCUCUGCUUCUACAAGGAGCAGCCACUCAAUCUUAUCAAGAAGUACUAUGGUGAGAAGAUUGGUAUCUACUUUGCCUGGCUGGGCUUUUACACAGAAAUGCUAUUUUUUGCUGCAGUCAUGGGAGUGAUCUGCUUUGUUUACGGUGUGCUCAGUUACGACGACAACAUCACAAGUAAGGAGAUCUGUGACCCAGAAAUUGGGGGGAAGAUUGUCAUGUGUCCACUCUGUGAUAAAAAGUGCAGCUACUGGAAGCUCAAUUCAACUUGUCUGUCCUCUUGGCAAUCUCAUUUGUUUGAUAAUGAGGGGACUGUGUUCUUUGCCAUGUUCAUGGGCAUUUGGGUGACGCUGUUCCUGGAGUUCUGGAAGCGGAGGCAGGCCCGUCUUGAGUAUGAGUGGGAUCUUGUGGACUUCGAGGAGGAACAGCAGCAGCUCCAGAUCAGGCCAGAGUUUGAGUUGAAGUGCACAGACCACAGACUGAACCGUAUCACGCAGGAAAUGGAGCCUUAUCUUCCUUUCCCCAGCAAGUGUGCCCGAUUCUGCCUUUCUGGGGCAACUGUGCUGUUCUGGACUUGUCUGAUCGUGGCCUGUAUAAUGGGAGUAAUAGCAUACAGAUUAGCAGUCUAUGCAGCGUUUGCCAGCGUCAUGAAAGAGAGCCCCACCAGUAAGAUCCAGCUGGUGGGCUCUCUAAUCACCCCUCAGCUGGCCACCUCUGUAACAGCUUCAUGCAUCAACUUUGUUAUUAUUCUCAUCCUCAACUUCCUCUAUGAGCAUGUGGCCAUUUGGAUCACUGAUAUGGAGAUCCCCAAGACCCAUCUGGAGUAUGAGAACAAGCUGACAAUGAAGAUGUUUAUGUUCCAGUUCGUGAACUACUACUCUUCCUGUUUCUAUGUGGCCUUUUUUAAAGGGAAGUUUGUGGGUUAUCCAGGGAACUACAGUUACAUGUUUGGAAAGUGGAGCACUCUGAGAAAUGAAGAGUGUGCCCCUGGGGGUUGUCUGAUUGAGCUCACUACACAGCUCCUUAUCGUCAUGGCCGGAAAACAGAUGGUUGGGAAUGUCCAGGAGGCUCUGCUGCCACUUCUCAGAAACUGGUGGGGCAGCAGAAAAGGGCGGAGUCAUCCGGAAAGCACAUACAGUAGAUGGGAGCAGGACCACGAUCUGCAGAACUUCAGCCAGUUUGGACUCUUCUAUGAGUACCUUGAGAUGGUGAUCCAGUUUGGAUUCAUAACACUUUUUGUGGCCUCUUUUCCACUGGCCCCUCUUCUUGCCCUCUUUAACAACAUUCUGGAGGUGAGAGUUGAUGCUUGGAAGUUUACCACACAGUUCCAAAGGCCAGUAGCAGCAAAAGCACGCAACAUUGGAGCCUGGGAAGAGAUCCUUAAUGUGGUUGCUAUCUUGUCUGUGGUCACAAAUGCCUUCAUCAUGUCAUUCACGUCAGAUAUGAUUCCUCGCCUGGUGUAUCUGUACACCUACCACCCCGGCAGUGAGGCCACUAUGAGAGGUUACAUCACCAACAGCCUGUCCAUGUACAACAUCUCUCAGAUCCCAGAGGAUAAUCUCCCUGAGCCCGGAGAAAACCCCUCCUGGUUUAAUAGCACUACCAUCACAAUGUGCAGUUAUCGGGACUACAGAUACCCACCUGGCCAUGAAAAGCAAUACACUCACACAAUGCAGUUCUGGCACAUCUUGGCUGCUAAACUGGCCUUCAUCAUCAUUAUGGAACAUGUUGUGUUUGUGGUGAAGUUUUUUGUGGCAUGGCUGAUUCCUGACGUGCCAUCAGAAGUAAAGGCCCGGAUAAAACGUGAACGCUAUCUUGUCCAGGAGUACCUGCACAACUAUGAAGUGGAGAAACUCAAACUGCAGCUCAGUCAGAGUUUCUGCCUAUCCACAGAAAGGGCCUCACUGCCGCCUUCCAGUCCCAAUAAACAUCAGUUGCUUUCUUAAUGUAUUUAUAUGUCCCAGAGCCUUCAGCACUACUGAAGAUACUGUACUCUGCAAAUUGAUAGCAUGGAGGAAUCGAAUCCGUUGAACCCCUUCAUACAUUUUAUUGCAAAAACUCUCUGCCCUCAUUCUGACAACUGCCUUUGUUUUUGACUAAGAGCUGCACUCCCCUCAAAUAAAAUGAAACAUAUCUUCAACCUGCUUUUUUAUGUUUGAGAGAACAAUACAGCUCCUUCUGUGUUUCUCUCUAUGUAUAUCUAUGCUUUACAUGAAUCCAGAGUGCACUUGUGUAACUGCUCUGGUGAGUCACUAAGUAUCAUAAUGGAGAAAGGCUUGGAGACAGACCUACAUUGUCAUUUCAGCAGCAAACCUUCUGGAAUGCAGCCUUUAACCUGGUGCUCUUCAGUUUGUCCCGGUAGGCAGUUGUACUAUGAAGGCAGCUUGUGAAUAUUUAGAUAUGAUAAUUAAAAGACUUUGUAAACUUUAGGAGGCAAUAAUGAUUUUUUACAUCUGUCCAGCUGCUUACUGCCUUGAUAUUAUUUUUGUAUUAAAGAAGUAAUUUGCAUGUUUUUGCCCUGUAUGUCUGACUGUGACAGAGGUACAUGUGUGUAUGUUGUCUUAUUUAUUUUUCCCUUUGUUUUGGUUGUUUUUUUUGUUGUUUUUUUUUAGGGUGUGUGAUGUUUAACGAUAAAUCUUUGUUCUACAGAAGCUGAGACGAGAGACGCAUCUGCUUGCUUAUCUAACUAUUGUAAUAUCGAUUAUACAGUAAGCAUAUUUCCUGUAGUACUUGCAUUAUCAUGACUCUGUUGAAAAUAUUUAAAGGGUUCUCCCAAAAAUGAAAAUUCUCUCAUCAUUUACUCACCCUCAUGUCAGAUGUGUAUGACUUUCUUCUGCAGAACACAAAUUAAGAUUUUUAAAAAAAUAUCUCAGCUCUGUAGGUCCUCACAAUGCAAGUGAAUGGGUACCAAAAUUCUGAAGCUCCAAAAGCACAUAAAGGCAUCAUAAAAGUAAUCCAUAUGACACCAGUGGUUAAAUCCAUAUCUUCAGGAGCGAUAUGAUAAAUAGUGUCGGGGAGAAACAAAUAACAAAGUCAUUUUUUACCAUCAAUCAGCACUUUCACAUUCUUCUUUUGUUUUUGGCAAUUUGCAUUCUUUAUGCAUUUUGCCUGCCACCUGCUGGGCAUUGAGGAGAAUUUAAAGUAAUAAAGAACUUAAAUAUUGUUUUGUUUCUCACCUACACUUCUCAUAUCACUUCUGAAGACAUGGAUUCAACCACUGGAGUCUUAUGGAUUACUUUUAUGCUGCCUUUUAUAUGCUAUUUUAAGAUUAAAAAUGUUGGUACCCAUCCACUUGCAUUGUAUGAACCUACAGAGCUGAAAUAAUCUUCUAAAAAUCUUGUAUUCAGCAGAAGAAAGAAAGUCAUACACAUCUGGGAUGGCAUGAGGGUGAGUAAAUGAUGAGAGAAUUUGCAUUUUUGGGUGAACUAUCCCUUUUUUUUUUCUUUUUUUUUUAUGAGGAAGUGCAGAAGCAAUGCUAUUCUUUGUGUAAAGUUUGCCAAACCCACAUUUUGUUCAGUGUAAUAUUAAUGAAAGUUUGUAGUAAUUUUUGCAGUGAGGGAAUGUGUUUUUUUUUUUUUUUUUUUUUUUUUUACAAAGAUUAAGCUCUAUAAGGACUUUAUUAUUUUCUGAUACAAAUUCUGAAAGUGAAGCUAUCAUGCACCACCUCAAUCUGUCAAGGUUUGUGUAUAUUGAAUAACUACAGAAGAACUGAAAGCUGAAUUUCAUGACGAGGCCUGCUGUAGUCUUUAAAAAAUGUUAAUCAGAUCUAACGCAUCAGUGAUAUAUUUUUCUCACCUGAUAACUUUACUUUGUGUAAUCAUAAACCAUGUGUUGCUGUGCUGGGACAAAGUAUUCUAGUGGAAGAGACUUUCAGAGAUUCCUAUAAAUGUCAGGUUACAUUUUCCAUGUUACCACAGGAAAUUAGUUUUGAGGUGUGUAAUGAAGAUCUUGUAAGAAUACUGAAGUCAACAGUCUGGAAUUGGUUUAUACACCAGGGUAAUGUUUACAUAGCACAGAAUGAAACAAAUAAUGAUGAAUUCUUACAAGGUUACUUGGGUUGUUUUGGUUGGUGUUUUUAACAUGCAAAAUAAUAAUAAUAAUAAUAAUAGCACUACUGUUUUGAAACAGAUGAAUCAAAGAAAGCACAUCUGUUAUAUUUCUGGACUGAUGCAGUGAUUUGGUUCAAAAAUUCUUGGUUUGUAUAUGUUGAGGAACACUAUCCACUCUGUGUCAGCCAUACUCUACAGGGACUAUACAGGUUUAAAACAAGAAAGAAUGCUAUUAUGUCCUCAAAGUGGUGUGAACGCAGGGUUUGUCUGUUUUAAAUGCGUCUAAUUUAUCACCUGAACCAUAUUGUACAUUACUUUCAUAUGCCAUAUCAGUUCAUUUAAUUCUAUAUUUUUGCAUUCUUUACCUAUUAGAUGUGUAAUGGAAAUUAUACUGUCAAAUGAUUUAUGUUGUGAGUAGUUGAUCUUAUGGACAAUUCAAAAUACAGUUUAUAGAAUUAUUAUGAAUAUUGUAUUGAUUUACUUGUAAAUAUAGAGUUUUAACAAAAAAAAAAAAAAAAAAAAAAAAGAUAUAA